AUAAACCACUAAUAUAAAUCGUUUGCAUGUGAAGGUCCAGUUGUUAAUUAUAAAAAGAAAGAAAGAAAAAAAAACCAUCUUUAUAACUGAGGAUUACUUUUUGGGGUUUGACCAUGAGAGUAAAUAUUUCCAAUAUCAUGUGGCGUGGCCAUCAAGAUACCACAGACAGCUUGACCCUUAUGCACUGUAUUAAAACUGUGCCAACGGUCAUGAACAAUACCAUCACAACACCAUUUUGGAGUAUCAAAACAACGACAUCAGACACAUCGUCAUCGAUAAAUGAAUCGUCAGAAGUAAAAACAAUGGUUAUUAUGAUAUUUGUUAUGGUCAUGCUGGUUAUAUUGUAUGCAGCUGGUUAUCGACUGUGCUCCAAGGAAAAGUACAUUCAGCAUGAGUCUUUGAAGGAGGCCGCACUCCAUAUUGCACUUACUUUGUUGACAUAUUUCUUUUACCUUUUUGAUACUAUUUCUGAUGUGUUCCUGCUCAUACAUUACGCAAAGAUUGGAGAAUUAUCAUCUUUUUUCGUAGUUUUGGUUUUCACCGUCUUGCCAGUGCUCUUUAUAGCGGCGUAUUUUUAUACGCAAGUAUCCGGAAAAGUCAUCACGACGUAUUUUGAAAAUUGUUGUGCAACAUGUGUAAAUAAAUGUCGAUGUUGCGGCGUGGCAAUCAAGAUACUAUCAGGAUUCCUGUUGAGUCUAUAUGCAGUAUUUUUGCCAACAUAUACGCAUGCUCAAGCACUCGCACAAGGGAAACAACCAGAUAGAAAAUUGGAAUAUACUCUAGCUUACCUUACUCUCGUCGAAGCUACAGUAGAGUCAGCUCCACAGCUAACAAUACAAAUAUACCUGUCAAUUACGAAUACGCUCACUGCCACUACUCAAACAAAGAUACUUCGUUAUAUGAAUAUAAGUGCAUCUUCCUUAGGAUUGGCUUGGUCUUUGAAUGCCUUCAAACAUCAAUAUCGAAAGACGAAACAGAACCAAGAAGAUGGCAUUUUAAUAAAAGUCAUUCACUGGAUAUCACGGUUUGCUGAAAUUGUGCCACGUAUCAUCUUAAUUGCGCUUAUUAUGGCUGAAUAUAGCUAUUAUGUUUCAUUUUUUAUAGCUUAUCGUCUUCUACAUGGACUGAUGUACAUCUGCAGUAAAGGAAACAAUGUUCUGGACUUAUUGUUGGGAAUAUUUGGCAACAUAUUUUGCUUUUCUGUUUCUCGCAUUUAUCGGUGCCACAAGAAAGAACACUGUGGGAGAAUAUUCUUUCCAUUUUACUACAUUUUAUUUUAUUUUGAAAACGCUUGCAUGUUGUAUCUAUGGUACAGUGAUGAUUUGGUUUUACUUUCGAUAAAGAUUGGGGGCGCGUGUUCAAACCAUACAGGGAUUGUGCCUUAUGUAUUCAUUGUUGUCAUUUUGGGGUUCAUUGUUCAACCGUCGUGUCUGUUACUUUACUAUCGGUUACGUAAAAAACAGCAUACACCAAACGAUACAAACACAUCUGAAUAGAAACUAUUUCGCAAUCAAGCAUGAUUAUAGCAACUGAUAGGUUUCAUAGUUGUAACCAUAAUCUUGACUACCUUUUAGGCGUUAUUAAAUUUGCACUUUUAAAAAAAAUAAGCAGAAUUUAUCUUUGUUUCAAAUAAAGAAUUACUUGGCAUGACUAUCUUUAUCCUGUCCAGUACUAUAGAAAUAAUUUCACAUAACCAGUCAUUGCAUAUAAGAAAAUAACCAUCAUUGGAAGUUAACCAAUCUCAUUUAUACCAUUAUUUCAUCUGUGUACUAGGUUUAGUCACCAUGUAACCUCAAGAUUCCGAAAUAUUCUAUAGAAAUCCCAAAUCAAAAGUAAUGGUGUUUUGAAAUACCCAAGAAAUAUGUUUAUGACACAGAAAUGUUUUACUGCAAUUUAAUGUAGGAUUAAUUACCAACAACUGUCAAAUUCAAUGGAAUAUUUUGUUAUGACCUGUUUUUGUAUACAACCGGAUGUGACGUACCAUGACUUGGUGGCAUUACACCUUAAUCGUUUGAACAUCUACGAACGAUAGUAUUAACUUUACACGAUUAAAUUGAUUGCGAAACAUUAUUAUGUCACUGCUAACACUAUACACUCACUUUAGAUCAUCGAAAGAUUUUGCUGUGCCUCUUGUUUCUCAAUCGUCUUUCCCUGUACUGUCAUCUAUGUUUUGUUGAAGGGAAUGUAUAUUGUCGCUUUUUGUCAAUUUUUGU
Messenger RNA from Mytilus trossulus (common blue mussel), 2213 nucleotides. RefSeq lists its product as uncharacterized. The transcript is spliced from 5 exons. The coding region runs from base 114 to 1496 and encodes 460 amino acids. The record is from RefSeq and is a predicted model, not a curated record. Gene Ontology annotation, cellular component: membrane. Lineage: Eukaryota; Metazoa; Mollusca; Bivalvia; Mytilida; Mytilidae.